UAUAUCUAAACUUUCAGUAAAAAGAAAUUACAGAAAUGGAUGUUAAUGUUAAUUCAUCAGGUCGUCGCUCAGUAACCUAUCAUCCAACUGUCUGGGGAGAUUAUUUUCUUGCCUAUGAUUCCAAACUCACGGAAAUUGAUCCUUCAGAAGAACGAGAAGUGCAACAACUGAAAGAAGAGGUAAGAAAAGUGCUUAUUGCAGCUCCUCCUGCAUCCCUGGAGAAACUAGAGCUAGUCGACAAGAUCCAACGUUUAGGAGUGGAUUACCAUUUCGAGAAUGAAAUACAGGCAUCAAUACAACACAUAUUUGACAACUACGAUAAUUGCAUCAAGGGAGACGACGAGAAUAACCUCUAUGUAGUUUCUCUUCGUUUUCGAUUACUCAGACAAGAAGGCCACCAUAUCUCAUGUGGUGUGUUUGAGAAAUUCUUGGACAAAGACGGGAAGUUUAAGGAUUCGUUGACCAAGGAUGUGGAAGGGAUGUUAAGCUUGUACGAGGCAUCAUAUCUUGGAGUGCAUGGGGAGACCACUUUAGAUGAAGCAUUAACGUUUACUGCAAGUCACCUCGAGUCGAUUUUGCCUGGUUUGAACGAGUUGGCGGCAGCUAAAGUGAGUCAUGCCCUAAAACUGCCCAUCCGGCGGACCUUACCAAGGGUGGGAGCCAAGGAAUACAUGCAAAUUUAUGAACAAGAUCAAACUCAUAACAAAGUGUUAUUGAGAUUUGCCAAGUUGGAUUUCAACUUGCUGCAAAAAGUACAUCAACGAGAGCUAAGUGGCAUCACAAGGUGGUGGAAAGAUUUGGGUGUCCCAAAAAUGUUACCCUUCGCAAGACAUAGAUUGGCAGAAUGCUAUUUUUGGAUAUUGGGAGUAUACUUUGAGCCGCAAUACCACUUUAGUAGAAGAAUAACAACCCAAAUCAUUUGUAUAUGGUCUGUUUUAGACGAUCUUUAUGAUGUUUAUGGGACCCAGGAUGAACUCCAGCUUUUCACAAAUGCUAUCCAAAGGUUUGACACAAGUGCCUCUAAUGAAGUACCACAAUACCUGAAGAAGAUAUAUCUUGCAAUUCUAGAUAUUACUACUGAAAUGGAAGAAGUGAUGGCAAAGGAAAACAAAUUGUUUCAUGUCUCUUAUACAAUUGGAGAGAUGAAAAAGCAAAUCAGAACAUACUAUCAAGAAUUCAUGUGGUUUUAUACCAAACAUGUUCCACCAUUUGAAGAGUACUUGAAAGUUUCACUGGUGUCAAGUUGUUACAUGAUGAUUGCAACGACUUGUUUGGUGGGCAUGGGGGAUAUUAUAACCAAGGAAGUUCUCGACUGGGUUACAAGUGAGCCUCUUGCAGUCAAAGCUACCUGCUCAAUUUGCAGAUUAAUGGAUGACAUGAUUGGACAUGAGUUUGAGCAGGAGAGGGGCCAUGUAGCUUCCGCAGUAGAGUGUUACAUGAAAGGGUACAAUGUGUCAAAGCAAGAGGCUUAUGUUGAGAUUGAAAAAUUGAUUUCAAAAGCAUGGAAAGAUAUAAAUCAAGAAUGCCUUCAUCCAUUACCAGUUCCAAUGAAAGUUCUCUUACGAGUUUUGAAUUUGGCACGUGCAAUAUUCCUUAUCUACAAGGAUAAUGAUAUUUACACGUUUUCUCAAGUCAAGUUCAAGUCUCUCAUCACCACCACUUUGGUUCAGCCUGUGACAAUAUAAAUAGGGAUGAUGACACAUUCCUAUAAUUAUAUAAAAAUAUUAUUAUAAUAAUUAUCAAUAAGUACUGAAUCUGCAUUCAUGGAGAAGUAUAUUGAUGUGUUGAUUGGAUGACAAUAUAUCGUGAUCACCUCACUCAUAGCUUGUCUCCACUGUUCAAUACUCCUCCAAGAGGCGGCAUUAUGACCAUAUUGUUUGCAAAUGUUGUUGGUGUUGUUCAAUCUUGCUUCGUGUGUAGUAUGUAUUUGUUAUUUGUUUGGUUGCUUUUCUAAAUUUUGAUGUAUAAAAGAAUAGUGAUGCUUGUUAUUGUCUCUUUAUUCAAAUUAAGUUGUAAAGAAA
Molecule: messenger RNA, 2021 nt
Organism: Ipomoea nil (Japanese morning glory)
Lineage: Eukaryota; Viridiplantae; Streptophyta; Magnoliopsida; Solanales; Convolvulaceae
Product: (-)-germacrene D synthase-like
Exons: 7
Coding region: 36-1685 (549 amino acids)
Biological process (GO): diterpenoid biosynthetic process
Molecular function (GO): magnesium ion binding; terpene synthase activity
Source: RefSeq, a predicted model, not a curated record